UCCUUCCCACAACCACAAACAACAGCCGGCCCUAAUUUCCCUUCCCUGACCUUGAGAGUUGAGAGUGAGAGACCCUGACCCUCGACUUCCUUCAGCCUUCAGGCAGCAGCUCAUCGUCGUCGGUCUCCCAGUCGCCGGUCCCUGUCUCAUCACGAUUUUCGCAAGUCUUCACCGAAUCGCGCCCCCCGGCGGCGCUGUUUGGUCUUGCCUCUACUCUAUCCUCUGCUCAUCUCUCCUCCUUUGCCUCUCGGGCCUCGACGGUUCUGUGUCCGGCGGAUUUCCGGCGCGCUCCUCUCUCCUCCUCUGCUUCUUGGCGGCUGUGUUUCAGACUUUCAUGGCAGAGAUGGGUGAGGAGGUGAAAGCAAUUGUUCCCGAGUCUGUGCUUAAGAAGCAAAAAAGGGAGGAGGAAUGGGCCUUGAAGAAAAAGGAGGAGCUUAAUGCUGCAAAGAAGAAAAGAGCUGAGAGCCGCAAGCUCAUUUACCGCAGGGCAAAGCAAUAUGCAAAUGAAUACCAGGAGCAGGAAAAGCAGCUGAUCCAAUUGAAGCGGGAAGCAAAGCUGAAAGGUGGAUUCUAUGUUGAUCCAGAGGCUAAGCUCCUGUUUAUCAUCCGUAUCCGUGGUAUCAAUGCCAUGGACCCCAAGUCAAGAAAGAUCUUGCAGUUGUUGAGGUUGAGACAGAUCUUCAAUGGUGUCUUUCUGAAGGUGAACAAGGCCACAAUGAACAUGCUUCACAGGGUUGAACCAUAUGUGACCUAUGGAUACCCAAAUCUGAAGAGUGUAAAAGAGCUUAUUUACAAGAGGGGCUUUGGUAAGCUGAACAAGCAGAGAAUUUCCCUAACUGACAAUUCCAUCAUUGAGAAGGCACUGGGCGAACAUGGAAUCAUCUGCAUCGAAGAUCUUAUCCAUGAGAUCAUAACCGUUGGAUCACAUUUCAAGGAAGCAAACAACUUCCUUUGGCCAUUUAAGCUCAAGGCUCCAUUGGGUGGCUUGAAGAAGAAGAGAAACCACUAUGUUGAAGGAGGAGAUGCUGGAAACAGGGAGAACUACAUCAAUGAGCUUAUCAGGAGAAUGAAUUAGGAUGUGGACUUCUGUUCCAAGCAUAGUGGAUUCAGUCUUUUAUUGGCUUUUUUAGAUCAAGGUUUAUUGAAAGUUUGGAAGUAAUACAUUUCUGACACUGAUAAAAUCUUUGUUCAAGGUUUAUUUUGUUUUUCAUUUUACAAAACAGAGUUUGUUGAGUUGUCCUUUAGACAUUGAGUAUUAUCCGUUUAUAGUGUUUUUUUUA
Arachis stenosperma is the source of this 1280-nucleotide messenger RNA. Its product is annotated as 60S ribosomal protein L7-2-like. The record is from RefSeq and is a predicted model, not a curated record. Gene Ontology annotation, biological process: maturation of LSU-rRNA from tricistronic rRNA transcript (SSU-rRNA, 5.8S rRNA, LSU-rRNA). Lineage: Eukaryota; Viridiplantae; Streptophyta; Magnoliopsida; Fabales; Fabaceae. The transcript is spliced from 7 exons. Gene Ontology annotation, molecular function: RNA binding; structural constituent of ribosome. Bases 335 to 1075 code for a protein of 246 amino acids. Gene Ontology annotation, cellular component: cytosolic large ribosomal subunit.